CUCACUUAAAUAAACAGAGACACCUCCUCCAAGAAAGGGAAAGACAUUUUAUCCCGAGAAUUUACAUACACACGCACCGGGAAGGUGUCACUUCCCGCUUAUCGCAGGACUGCAGCGAUGUGAGAGAUAGAGAGAAAUGUCACUUUUCCUCACAAUGCGAUAAGAUGCAAUUAAGCAAACAGUGGAAGAAGAGGACCAAAAGCCCAACAGAACGGCGCGCAUAAAGAGGAGUGCACUUCUCCAACACAAGCAACAGCAGUAACGCCACGCGAGCACGGCAAGGGUGUGCUUAAUUGAAUUAAAGGCAAACAAAGCGAAAGCCAGAGGAUGGAAACUGUGCGUAAUCAAUCCGUUCCCAGCGUCACACUGGAAUCAGCUGCACCGGUCACAGAGGGUGGUAUCAACAUCGCGAAACGAUAUCCGGACCGGUCGGACAAUUUGUACUUCCUGUUCAUCCCUUUGGCGGUACUGGUCACGGUGAUGCUGCUGUCCGUUGUGGUGUACUUGAUGGCUAGGAGACGCCAUAAGAUUCGCUCGAAGUACAGCUACGUUCCCAGCUUUAGUUUCGAAUCGUCCGAUCUGGACGACGAGCGGGAGGAACGCGAAACCGAUCAUCUGCUGAAGGGCGGGAAGCUGCGCCUGGAGGAGCCGCCGUUCGAGGAAGCAUCCGGCGGGAAUCCGUUUGCCGGGCAACGGUACGGGGGCAGCCACGAGUUGUUCGCCUAAUACAAUUAAGCAAAGUGUCCCACUUUUCCGCACGGUUAGCUUCUUGGUAGGUUAGAAUAGAAUAACCCUAACGGUUUGUGAUACACUUAAAUCGAUAGAGCAGUCGUUGGCCAGUUACACACCAAAGAAAAUACAAUGGAACCAUCGAUUGGAUCGGAUUCGAUUGGAAAAAAGUAUUGCGAUUAGGAACUUACUUAACUACACAGUACUGCCAG
This is a messenger RNA of Anopheles merus, 941 nucleotides long. RefSeq lists its product as uncharacterized. Bases 328 to 726 code for a protein of 132 amino acids. The record is from RefSeq and is a predicted model, not a curated record. The transcript is spliced from 3 exons. Lineage: Eukaryota; Metazoa; Arthropoda; Insecta; Diptera; Culicidae.